Molecule: messenger RNA, 1167 nt
Organism: Penicillium antarcticum
Lineage: Eukaryota; Fungi; Ascomycota; Eurotiomycetes; Eurotiales; Aspergillaceae
Product: 1-aminocyclopropane-1-carboxylate deaminase/D-cysteine desulfhydrase
Exons: 1
Coding region: 1-1167 (388 amino acids)
Molecular function (GO): D-cysteine desulfhydrase activity
Source: RefSeq, a predicted model, not a curated record
AUGAGAAGCACAAUGGCAGUUCCACUGCCAGAACGCUUCUCCCAAAUCCCCCGCCAUGCAAUCCUCUACCAAACCCCAUCCCCAAUCCACCCCCUCCCGACACUAUCGAAAAUAAACCCCCGCAUAACCCUCUUCGCCAAACGAGAAGACCACUCGUCUCCAUUAGCAUGCGCGGGAAACAAAUACCGCAAAUUAGAAUACAUAGUUCCAGACAUUCUCUCCAACAAACCUAUCCAUCACGCCCACGAGAACAACCCAAAUCCAAUCUCUCCGCUCGCAGGCCCAGCAACAAUCCUCGUCACAGAGGGCGCAAUCCAAAGCAAUCACACCGUGCAAGUCGCAGCCCUAGCACGGAAACUCGGUCUUAGAGCGGUUAUCCUGCUACACCGCGGUACGGGAGGUGGAUUGCGCGCUGCUGUUGAUAAAGAGGCAUAUAUGCGCUGUGGAAAUGUACAGGUUAACCAUCUUCUCGGGGCUGAGGUGCGGGUUUGUGAGAGUGGGGAUCUGCUGGCAGAUGAUGCGACGCCGUUGCUUGAGGGUUUGGUGAAUGAGGGAGAGAGACCGUAUUGGAUUCCUGGGGGUGCGAGUUUACAUCCGCUUGGUGGGUUGGGGUAUGCGCGGGCGGCAUUUGAGAUUGCGUUGCAGGAGGAGGUGAUGGGGCUUGGUGGGAGUGGUCGGUUUGAUUAUGUUUUUGUUGCUUGUGGGAGUGGCAGUACGGUUGGGGGGUUGGUUGCUGGGUUUAAAUUGUUGGAGAAGGUGGAGAGUGGGCGUGGGGGACCCAGGAGGGUUGUUGGGGUUUUAAAUUCGCCGACGAAGCCGAAGGCUUACCAUGAGGAGAGGGUGCUUGCUUUUGCUAGGAGGGCCGGGGGGAUGAUUGGGCUUGAGGAGGGGGAUAUUGGGAUGGAUGAUGUACGGCUUGAUGAUCGGUCUGUGGGGACUGGGUAUGGUAUUCUUGAUUCCGAUGCGAAGAAGACAUUGGAGUCUAUGGCGAGGACAGAAGGCAUGAUGCUGGAUCCAGUGUAUACGGCCAAGGUUGCGAGGGGAAUGAUGCAUUGGGUUGAAGAAAGAGAGCUUGUAAAUGCCGAACAACCCUCGGAUGAAGUGAAUGUUUUGUUCAUUCAUACGGGUGGGCAAGCUGCUCUAGGAGCCUAUGCAGAUAUCAAGUAA